This is a messenger RNA of Plenodomus lingam JN3, 1791 nucleotides long. RefSeq lists its product as uncharacterized. Gene Ontology annotation, molecular function: FAD binding; D-arabinono-1,4-lactone oxidase activity. Gene Ontology annotation, cellular component: mitochondrion; membrane. The record is from RefSeq and is a predicted model, not a curated record. Lineage: Eukaryota; Fungi; Ascomycota; Dothideomycetes; Pleosporales; Leptosphaeriaceae.
AUGGCCUACCCGUUGACCAUGCCGCCGCGCUUCCAGAUUGAACUCGAUCGGACAGAUCCUGAUGUUCCCUUCCGCGCCUCCCAGACCCACAUUCACCACACUUGGGCCCGCACCUUUCACUCCCGCCCCGAGCUCUACAUCCGCCCACAGUCCCUUGCGGAGAUACAGAAAGUAGUGACGCUCGCCCGGCGGAUGCGGCGGCGUGUCGUGACGGUGGGAUGUGGACAUUCACCUUCAGACCUGACCUGCACCUCGGCAUGGUUGGUCAAUCUCGAUGACUUCAAGGAAGUCGUGAAUGUGGACAAGACGCGUAAGACUAUGACUGUCCAGGCGGGGAUUCGCAUGCACAAUCUCAACCUCCAGGCGAAAGAGCAUGGCUUUACAAUGCCAAAUCUGGGCUCCAUCGAUGUCCAAUCCCUCGCUGGCGCUAUUGGCACUGCAACACACGGGAGUUCAAUGAGCCACGGGCUGCUGUCCGAUAACGUCCAAUCGCUGCGCAUUGUGCUUGCCAAUGGCCAGGCUGUUCGCUGUUCCGCCGAGGAGUCUCCCGAUCUCUUUCGCGCCGCCCUCGUCUCUCUCGGCGCCCUGGGCAUCGUCGUCGAGAUUGAAUUCCAAAUGGUAGAGGCCAGCGAUAUUGAGUGGACUCAAACUAUCCGCCCGAUUGAGGACAUCUUCGCCGCCUGGAACAAAGAUCUGUGGACAAGUCACGAGUUCGUCCGAGUAUGGUGGCUACCGUAUAUGCGACGCGCCGUCGUUUGGCGGGCAAAUAAAACCUCGAAACCCCAUCGCAAACCGGAUAACAACUGGUUCGGCGGAAGUGUCGGAUAUCACACAUAUCAUAUUCUACUUUGGGUGUCGCAAUAUGUUCCUAGGAUACUACCGUGGGUAGAGUGGUUCGUCUUCGGUAUGCAAUAUGGAUUUACUCCCGGCACAGCCAUCUCUGGUGUCGGCGAACAACGCACCGAACUGCUCAUGAAUUGCCUUUACUCUCAAUUUGUCGACGAAUGGAGUAUUCCCCUUGCCGACGGACCCGAAGCACUCACCCGCCUCACCGACUGGCUGCAUGGUGAUGAAACGUCCUCGGGUCUACCUUUCAGCACCAAGAACCUCUACGUCCACUCCCCUAUCGAGGUUCGCGUCGCAAACACGGUUAACAGAGAGCCAAGACCCUUUCUUGACACAAGCUUCCCAGACACACCAAGUCUCUACCUUAACGCCACCCUCUACCGUCCUUAUGGCCAAGACCCAGUUUGCCGCGAAAGAUACUACGAGGCCUUUGAACACCUAAUGAAAUCCUACAACGGCCGGCCCCACUGGGCGAAGAACUUCGAGCAUGUAGACUACAAAUACCUCUCCUCUGUGUACGGCGACGACCUCGCCGCAUACAACAAGGUCCGCAGCGACGUUGAUCCUGAAGGCAUGUUCCUGGGUGCUUGGCACCGCCGCACAAUCCUCCCCGGCCGGACAGAGUGUCCUGUUCUCCCGCUCGAGGAGAAAGAAGUCGUUAGACGAGAACGCAGGGGCGGGGGUGUCGAUUGGAUCGGCGAGCAAGCGCGAUGGUGGGACGGUGGCGCCGAUGUAUUUGAGACGAAAGGGGCUGAGACAUCGGAGGCUGCGACAAGUGUUGCGGUCAGCGAGAGUCAUAGUGAGAGCGGUGAGAGCUUUGACGUCGUGGAUGGGACGAAGAGUGUGUUGUUGGAGGGGAGGGAUGGGGAGCGCGUGGAGAGGAGGGUCAAGGAGGGGAGUGAGAGUUUUGUGCUUACGGGUGAGAGUGUGUUUGGGAAGAUGUAG